AUGACAGAACAGGACAUGACAGAACAGGACAUGACAGCUGAUAUCCUGGUCUACAUCAAUGACAGCUGUGUCCUGGGUCUGUCUCAUAAAGAGGUGGUAGAGAUGUUGAAGUCUGUCCCCAUGGGUCACAGUGUGGACGUUGUGUUACGGAGAGGCUAUCCCAUGCUCUACAACCCAGACGGCUGUCCCAAACAACCCCUGACCCCUUCCGCCUCCUCCUCUCCUCUUGAACCCCUCAGCGCUGCAGCCACCCCUCCCUCCACAGCCACCGCUCAGCCCCUCUCCACCCCUGGUCCUGGCCCUGCCGAGCCCCCACAACCUCCCGGCCUGGCUAACCUGAAUCGUACAAUGUCUCAUCACAACGGAAACUAUCUCAGAGUGGCGGGAAACUCAGGGUCGGGGCUGGACGCUAACGGGAACGCGGCAGACCUGGUGUCGGCGCCCCCCUCCUACCCGCUGUCUAACGGAAUCCUUAGCUCUUCCGCCAGCUCAGCCUGUGCCCCCUCCUCUCACAGUAGGGGCAUCCCUCCUCCUCCCCUGCCUGAACGAACGUCCACCAGCCAGAGUGACUCAGAGGAAGGAGCCUCGGGUGGAGCGACACAGAGAUGGUCUCUGAUGCGCUACAACGCGAACUCCCUCCCCACCCCCUCCUCCAUGCUCCACCACCAGAGUGACUUCUCCACCUCCACCCUGCCCACCUCCGUCUCCAAUCUGCCCCUGUCCCAGCCGGACGUGUGCACCGCCACCACCCCUGGUGCACCCUGCCAGCGGCCUCCCGUGCCCCAGACGUCCCUCAUGGCCAGCCCGCCUACGGAGGUCCCCCCUUGCGGCUUCAACGGCUGCCCUGCCAGUGCCCACCCCCGUGGGGGCCACAGCGCGGCCAUGUGA
This is a messenger RNA of Salvelinus namaycush (lake trout), 888 nucleotides long. Its product is annotated as proline-rich receptor-like protein kinase PERK10. Gene Ontology annotation, molecular function: protein binding. Bases 1 to 888 code for a protein of 295 amino acids. The transcript is spliced from 4 exons. Gene Ontology annotation, cellular component: cytoplasm. Lineage: Eukaryota; Metazoa; Chordata; Actinopteri; Salmoniformes; Salmonidae. The record is from RefSeq and is a predicted model, not a curated record. Gene Ontology annotation, biological process: signal transduction.